CAUGACUGCAAUUAUUUCCCAGCUCGGUUAUUUAAUGCGGGACGAUGGAGGGGAGAAGUUCGGCGACGGCGAUCGUUGUCGGCAGCGACCAAAAACCCUAGCGCUAGUAGAUCUUUCGGACCCAGAUGCAAUCGCCGGCGAUCUUUUCCGUAAAGAGAACGUUCUGAUCUGUGAUGGCGGAUUGGAGAUUGGUGCUGCCGCUUAUUUUGAUCGCCGCAUUCCUAAUCUUCGAGGACCUCAUUACCGUACCCUCCUGCGUCAUAUCCGAUGGAGGCGGCGCCGUCGGUUCAAACAAGUUGAAGGCGAUGAUAGUUGCCGAUCUUCUCCUGAAGGGUCCCGAUGCGGGCUACGCCGACACCUUCUUCCGGAACAUCUUCAUAUCCCGCUUCUUUAGGAAAUCCUAUGAGAAGCUGGAGCCUGAUAUGCUUGUGAUCUUGGGUGAUAUCGCGGCUAAGAGGUUGGAGCUCGGGAAGGGUGACUGGUCGGUAGUGUUGCAGCAAUUAAAACGAGUGAUUGGUCCAUUUGAUGGAGUUCCUCUAGUUGUUGGGCUUGGAGAGAGAGAUGUUGGAGAGUGCUCUGAAUUAGAUGAAGAGUCCGUUGCUAAGAUUGCAAACAACCUACCGGGACUGGACCGCACGGGAUCGGCAUCUUUUAGGUUUGAAAAUGUGAGCUUUUUUCUGAUUAAUGACGUUGCUUUGCUCUGCAAUGAGAAUGCUUUGCGUUUUGGUGUUGAAAAGCUGAUAGAGAGUGAAAGCUUUGAUCUAAGAGAACAGUCGAAGGAUUCACUGCUCGAGGCUGCUGUGUCUGAUGAGAUAAACAUCCUCAACGAUGGCUUCCCCUCAUUGAAAAGUUACCCUCCUUCUGGAUCUGGGCCUGUUCUUUUACUUCACUUCCCUCUAAGCCGUGCAGCAGAAAUGAACAAUGAAAGAAACAAUACUCUUAAUGAAAAUCUUCAGAAAUUUGAACACAAUGGUACCGUCCAUGUUGAUAGUGAUACUGUGGAAGCCGUAUCUCCCCAGUUGAUGCAAACUCUUCCAUUGAAUGAGACCGAGUAUAUCUUGCAAUCUCUGAGGCCAAGGAUGGUAUUCAGUGCUCACAGACAACACUUCGACAUCUACAAUCACAGUGAUGGAACACUUGAAGUUAUUGUGCCAGCCAUGACUUGGACUUUAGGCGGUAGACCUGGUUUUGUUUUUGCCUCCUUUGGAGAAACCAACACCAGAGUGAGCCAUUGCUCCUUAGCAAGGGAAAUGCAUGUGGUGAUGGGUUAUCUUUCCAUUCUAGUCCUGCUGCUAUUUGCUACAAUUAUUUCAAGAGGUUCAUAUUCUGUAAGGUUUUUCCAAAUCUAAGUUUAUUUCCAGUGCCUCAGAAGGUGCGUUACUGACACUCUUUGAUUGUGGUAGAUCUGACCAAUGUGCACUAUCAAAGGUAUUUUUUAAAAUGUUUUUUUAGCAUGUGAGAGCUUCUUUUCCUCUGGAA
Messenger RNA from Dendrobium catenatum, 1479 nucleotides. RefSeq names its product metallophosphoesterase 1. Lineage: Eukaryota; Viridiplantae; Streptophyta; Magnoliopsida; Asparagales; Orchidaceae. The transcript has 4 exons. The record is from RefSeq and is a predicted model, not a curated record. Gene Ontology annotation, biological process: GPI anchor biosynthetic process. Bases 174 to 1349 code for a protein of 391 amino acids.